Molecule: messenger RNA, 510 nt
Organism: Owenia fusiformis
Lineage: Eukaryota; Metazoa; Annelida; Polychaeta; Sabellida; Oweniidae
Source: the annotation of a GenBank genome assembly
AGGUUUACAAUGUAUAGAGUUAAAAAGUAGGGAAACUAAGUUUUGGCGUCAUCAAAAGGACAAACCACGCACAUAUUUAGCAACAAUUGAGGCCAUCUAUUAUUUCCAGCUGGAAUAUCACCAAAGCUUCGUGCCAUCAGAAUAUACAGGACAAUAUGAUGAUUUGUUAUUUUUCUUUGUGUUCAUGUACGGAACGAUCAAAGAGUUAUAUGAUGGAGGGAAACAGCUCAAGGCUUACAGUUCACCAGAGACUGACAAAAAUAAAGCUGAGGCAUACAUGUUACUGAUUGAUAAAGAUUAAAUAUUUAACAUGUUAGUAACAUGUUAAUAGAAUAACUCUUUAUUUAUUUAGUUGUUCAUGCCUCCCAGGCAUUUCACUAAAGUUAUUAUGCAAGAGAGAUUUUGUAACAACUUGUCACAACUUAUUUAGUGUGUGUAUAUUAUGUCAUCACCACACAUGGUGACAUAUUGUUAUAGUCUCCAACUUUUUUGUGGACGGCGAUUUGUGAC